Molecule: messenger RNA, 4937 nt
Organism: Branchiostoma floridae (Florida lancelet)
Lineage: Eukaryota; Metazoa; Chordata; Leptocardii; Amphioxiformes; Branchiostomatidae
Exons: 33
Coding region: 232-4170 (1312 amino acids)
Biological process (GO): proteolysis
Molecular function (GO): signaling receptor binding; metalloendopeptidase activity; zinc ion binding
Source: RefSeq, a predicted model, not a curated record
AACGUACUCUGUACAAACUGCUUACCCUUGCAAUGCAAUGAGAUUGUGUUUGGCGUGACUCCAGACCGGACCCAUGAGUCGCUGUUAGUUUCCGUUAGAUUUAGCGCUUGUCAACUGUAGAAUCUUACUGUCAGCAGAACCUUGGCUAACGGAGUGGGUUUUCUUCUGGCAAACAACAGUCUCGACUUCUAGCUUGCCGCAGUUGUGACGUGGUCCCUUGCCACAAGCGCCAUGGCGAAACUGUGGCUCAACGUUCUUCUGAUUGCGUCACUUUUCUCCACGCUUCAUGCAAAAAAACUAAAGGAAUUGAUCAGCAGAAUGCCCGAUGAUGUUUACGACGAAGCUGCAGAAAAGACAGCAGAGGCGCAGGAACUGACGGAGCAACGUCGAGACAUUCCUUUUUGGAACGACUCCCGCCUCUGCAACUUCCACGAAUGCUUCAAGAACUUAAAGACGUGGCCGAAAGUCCCCUACUACCUGCUGAAGGACGGUAAUUUCGUCGUUGACUGGCCCACACGUUAUGUCAGAAUGCUCUUCAUCUACAACAAGAAUGCGUUUGACAAAGUGUUCCAGAGGGACCGAGUGGCAGUUGAGAACCACGCGAUGGAAGCAGUUGCAAUUCUUGAUAAGGCCUACAAAACAAUCAACUUUCGUGUGCUCCUGAGUGGGGUUGAGAUUCUGGAGGAAUAUUGGCCAGGGGAAGGGGAGAACCCUCAUUACUCUGACUAUCUGAAGCCAAAGGUCAGGGAGUAUAUCUGGAACGAUCUGCGACCAGUCCAUAAAUUUGAUACAGCAACAUUCAUUACUGGUCCGCCCUAUUUUCACGGAACCGGCGCCACUGGUGCGGGAAUGGGAGACCUUUGUCAGAUGGAGAGCGCUGACAAUUUCCCCUUUAUAAUCAGCGGGUCAACUGCCAUCACAACCGGUAGACCCGCCGACUACAUUGAUGUGCUUACCCAUGAGAUGGGGCAUCAGUUUUUCGUGGGGCAUCCUUUCGACCCUCUCGAUGAUGGGGACUCGCCGUGCCCCACAAGGAAGCUGUUUGGAUCUCCAUGCACAAUGGGUGGCAACGGUUACCCGAAGUCGUUUGGCCUAGCGUUCUUUGACAGCAUCAAGAAACACAACUUCACCUGCUUGGAGAAGAAACCACCACAGGAAGAGGUUUACAAGUGUGGAAACGGCUUUCUUGACCACGGGGAGGAAUGUGACUGUGGGUCGGACACGAGCUGCCUGCUGAGUGACCCAUGUUGUGACGGCCAGACGUGUAAACUGAAACACGGUGCUCAGUGUGCCGAUGGUCAGAUGUGCUGCAAGAACUGCAAGGUUGAUCUAGAGAGUUGCCCCGUCACUGCCAUCAUUGCGGACAGACGUGUGUGGGCUCAGUUUGGUCAUGCUUCAACCUUCUAUACGGAGAUUACCACACCCGCCUCCGGCACCAUAGAGCCGUUUCCUUUCGGACAGUUGACACCUGAGAAUGUUAAGAUACCUGGGAAGAUGACAACUUCAAACACUGUGUUCAGUUGGCUUCUUCAUGCACCGGCGAACCAGACAGUCAAGAUCCACAUGGUGGUACCGCAGAUGGAUUCGGAGUAUUUCGAAGUUUGGGUCGGCUGUCCUUACGACUGGCUGGAAGUGCGAGACGGAGGGGAGGUGACGUCACCGCUCAUGGGCCGCUUUUGCACUCCUUUGCGAAACCAUGUCAUCACGUCAUCCACGAACAAGAUGCUGCUAAGGCUGCGCAGUGAUUCGUCAUUUGAUAGCCACUUUGUGGUAAAAUACGAAUUCCACUCGCAAGUCCUGGACAAUACCAAGAACCCUGAGGCACAAGACGGAAACGUUGCUGAUAAAAACUGCCAAGAAGGAAGCGGCGCCUCUUAUCGAGGAACAUGGUUCACGACGGUAUCAGGGAGACAGUGCCAGCGUUGGGACAGCCAGGCACCUCACACUCACACCAGGACACCGUCAAACUACCCUUCGGCGGGUCUGGAGGAGAACUACUGCCGCAACCCCGAUGGCGAAGACGCGGUCUGGUGCUACACAGCGGAUCCCGACCAGCGCUGGGACUGGUGCCCUGUCCCGAAAUGUGCCAGCGGGUUGGUGGAGGUUGGUGAAGAAGUGCAAGACAUGGAUGCUGAAGACUGUUAUGAAGGUAGAGGAGAGUCAUACCGGGGUAUGGUUGCACUGACCUGGUCGGGCCGGACCUGCCAGGACUGGUCAGCACAGACACCCCACGGACACGGGUACACAGCUGACAAGUACCCAGACGCCGACCUGACCAACAACUACUGUAGAAACCCCAACAGCGAUAACGACAUCCGCCCAUGGUGUUACACGACUUCCGCAGAAGAGAGAUGGAACUACUGCGCGAUACCCAAGUGCCUCGCUGGCGUUCCAAACGUCAAGCCUGCUUCGUGCGCGGAAGCGAAGUCCCUCUACCUUACCAACGAGGAUGGGGAGUACAGAGUCUACCCUUUUUCAACGUGCAGAGAUGUAUCCAUCCGCGUCUAUUGUCACAACAUGGCGUCCGGAAACCCGCAGGAGUUCCUGUCCCUACCGUCUGGUCCGGAGAGUAACUACGCCAUGAUCUUUGCUGAGCGUUUGGCGGAUGCCGUUGGAGGUCAAUGCGAUGGUCCCUUGCAGGAUCCUUACUCCAAACGUGCCGGUACCACGAUGUUCAACAAGAUCAGAAUCAAGUUCGAAAAAUCCAGGAUCAAGGUCAUUCGGGAUGACUACACCUUUGCUAGAACCCUUGGUAACAAUGUGUCUUACGCGGAGGCUGGUGACUGUUAUUCAUGGAAACAAGGAUGUGCCAAGGGAACGUUUGAGGUGAAUCUGAUGGGGACUGAACUAGAGCUGGCACCAGACGUCCACUGGGUCAUGGAGGAACGGCAUCCAGAAAACAUCGCCAUCAACGACAUGUUCAUCUCCGACGACAGAAAGAUUGCCUCGGCACGAUGUGGGGGCUGGUGUGGUCACUGUUGGCCUGAAGACAAGAAUCUCGUGCUGUCACAUCCGAAAUGUCAACACCAACCUGGGAACGAGGAAGUCUGUCAAGUAGGGAAAGGCAGUUCGUACCGGGGGAUGAAGCGUACGACCGAAUCCGGCAGGGAGUGUCAGCGAUGGGAUAGUCAGAGUCCACACCAGCACAGCAGGACGCCCGAGAGCUACCCUACAGCGGGACUGGACAGGAACUACUGCCGUAAUCCCGACGACUCUGAUGCCGUCUGGUGCUACACCACAGACCCUGAGAAACGCUGGGAGUACUGCGAUGUGCCCACAUGUGAAGCUGCGUCUAGGUGUCCGCUCCAGGACCCACCAAUCAACGGUGCCCUAUCGUGUGACGUAUGGCUUUAUGGCCAGUUCUGUAGCGUGCAGUGUGACGAGCGGUAUGACUUCUCGACGAAACCGGCAAACAUGUACGUCUGCGGAUCUUCUGGAAGGUGGCGAACGGAUCCUCCUGGCAAGGAGACCAAAUGGCCGGAUUGCACAGUGAGACGCAAUGCCGAAUUCUCGAAGGGAAUCGAGUUCCAGUACUAUGAAGGCCAUUGCCCGGAUAAGGAGUCGAGGCAAAAUCAUGUCAAACAAAACUUCAUCAACCAUUUCAACAGCACGGUCUUCGGCAGGUUUGGCGGAUGCACAGGAAAUACCGACUGUACUGCAGACAACGUGCGUGUAGUUUGUGGCGAGAAGAACGACGACAGUGUUGUCGAUCUGGUACCGGAAGAAGCGUCUAGGUGUCCGCACCAGGACCCACCAAUCAACGGUGCCCUAUCAUGUGACGCAUGGCUUUAUGGCCAGUUCUGUAGCGUGCAGUGUGACGAGCGGUAUGACUUCUCGACGGAACCGGCAAACAUGUACGUCUGCGGCUCUUCUGGAAGGUGGCGAACGGAUCCUCCUGGCAAGGAGACCAAAUGGCCGGAUUGCACAGUGAGACGCAAUGUCGAAUUCUCGAAGGGAGUCGAGUUCCAGUACUAUGAAGGUCAUUGCCCGGAUAAGGAGUCGAGGCAAAAUCAGGUCAAACAAAACUUCAUCAACCAUUUCAACAGCACGGUCUUCGGCAGGUUUGGCGGAUGCACAGGAAAUACCGACUGUACUGCAGACAACGUGCGUGUAGUUUGUGGCGAGAAGAACGACGACAGUGUUGUCGAUCUGGUACCGGAAGAAGAGUGAUUCCGACUGGUACCUUGACUGUUCUGAGGUAGGGAGGUGCGCACUGACCUGCGUGGUGUCCCUGGGGUUUCCCUGCACAGACGCCCACAAACCCAGUGUCAGCGCACGCGCCACUAACUAUCUCUUGGAUCAGAUAACGACUAAUCUAGUACGUAGCGUCAUCGCAUAUUGUUGUGCUCUUUAAGUCCGGUCGACUCAAAUUAACAUGAACGUUCAUUUGUGUAGCAGUCUGACAAUAUACCUAGCUAUGGGACAGAUGAUGAUGACAGGAACAUAUAACUUCCAGGCCCAUGGAGCUGACAAAGGAACUAACGUUCACUCACGUAAUGAUGUUUUGAUUUGCCUUUGAAAUCUAAACCGGCAGUUCUCACAAAUAUAAACAGAAUAUUUAAUUAAUAAGCCUUAGAUAGUCUGUUAAUCUGAGAACCGCCGGCGCCUCUUACUAUUUGCAUUGUCGCCAUGCUAUCAGUGGACAUUGGAAGGUUGAUAUGUUAACAAGACUUAUGCAUAGUUAUGCGCACUAUUUAGACGAGCUUCUGUAUAAGUACAAACUAUGUAACGGAACAGUACAAAAUACAAUUAAUCCUUCACUUUUUACGGGUGGAGUUUCAUGAUAUUAGAUUGUAUGGUGUGAUUCCAGAUUAAAUCGCCAGGUGUCAUUUACACGUAAAUGUCAAAAUGCUUCUGGAUUGUUAGUUGCUUAGUUCAAACAAUACAAAUCAGUACUAUUUCCUGGUAUCUAGAUAAAUAAAUCUCAAUAACAGCAA